AUGCUUGACUUCAUAAUCCAGAUAUUACAAGAACACAGUAACGAAGUCUGGUUCUUGCAAUUUUCUCACAAUGGAGACUACUUGGCCUCGUCAUCCAGUGAUUGUCUAGUGGAUUAUAUGGGAGAAAACAAGCGUUCUCUUCGGGGUCUUGACACUUUGAUGAACCAAAUGGAAGACCUGGCAAGGUUGACUUGUGGAGCUUACCAUUAUCUCAACCAUUUAGUUCGUUUGAAAAUCUUAUAUCCCUUAAUGGAUCUGGUUUCUCAUGGAGGAUGGUCCUUGCUAUUUCGCUCAAGCUCAAAGCUAAUUUCUCCAUUUAUUUCUUUCUGUGGACUGCAGAAAGCCUUCAUAGUAGUGUUGCGGCGGUGCAGCAUGUUAAAAGAAGCUGAUAUAGAGUGGUUUUCUUCCUGA
Molecule: messenger RNA, 411 nt
Organism: Fraxinus pennsylvanica
Lineage: Eukaryota; Viridiplantae; Streptophyta; Magnoliopsida; Lamiales; Oleaceae
Source: the annotation of a GenBank genome assembly